CGCGGAGGAGGGGGCCGACCGGCGGCGCCCGCGGAGUUGCUGCUGCCACUGCGGAGGCUGGAGGCCGGGCGAGGAGGUCUCGGCCGCGGGACUGGGACAGCGGGGGACGAGAGCUGCGCUUGCCACGGAGGCCGCGGCCUGCCGCACGGACACUGACGGAGCUGCCCGGCUCCGCUCGUCAGCACCAGCAAUGCCCCCCCGGUGCAGUCACCCGUGCGAAUCAGACCGACCCCGGUUUGCCAGCACCGGCAGUGCGCAGCGAGGUUUCCUGGAGGUUCUCCUCAGGCGUUGAGCAGCCAUCUGUAACGAGGGAACGGGGCAGGCAGGCAGGCGGUAGCAACAGGGACACGAGGACAUUGUGAGGGAAGAACAUGGCAACACAGCCGUUCAGUUGUGCAAUUUGGUUCUGUUUGAAUAUAGGAUUUAAGAGAAGCAAUAGCUCUGUUACAAAGUAAUCGGUGUUAGUUCCUUAUUAUUAACAAGGACUGUUCAGUAUCUGGACAACUCAGUACAGAAGUUUGUUACAGAAAUAGAUGGUAAGAAAACAGGAUAAAGCUACGUGAUGGUAAAAAAAAUGUCCAGAGCUAGACAAAAUCUGUGGAUCAUGAGUUAAAACUGCCUCACAGUAAGACACUGUUCAAGAGAUGCCUUUUCUGGAGAGAUUUAAACAAGCAGGAGGACAGCAGUCACUUUUUAGUAUCACUAUGGCUUGUAGCAAAGCUCUGGAACUGAAUAAAGCAGAAGAGGCGAUUCCUCAGGCUUCAUUCUGGUAGUUUAAUUGUAUACGAUGCAAAUAAAUUGCUCUGAACUUGGAGCAGGGGAUCCUAGAGAAUACGUUUUGUUAAUGGACACUUUGAAAAAGCAAGUAACGAGUUAAUUCAGUUUUAUGAUACAUCAGGCUUUCAGUUGCGUGACAGAUUCUUUCUUGAUGGGUUUUAAUGCUGCAGCGCGUCCCAGAAAAACAAACAAACAAAAAGACGUUAACCAGCAGCUUCUGUCAUCCUGGAGGACAAGUGACACGUGAAGAACUGUUAUCGCCUCUUCCGCAUCUGCACUGCACGGUUCUGCGCGGGGGGGUUCCAGAGCGCCCGUCACGGGGGAGUCUAAACUCUCCCCUCCCUCGCGGGACACCCUCAGGAGCCCGAAGACGCCAGCCCCGGCCGCUGCCCCGCGGGACGGGACGCGACGGGACGGCCGCCGCCGCGGCGCUGGCAGCGCGGCCGCUCUGGCCCGCCUACGGCGCUCUCUAUGGUCGGCGGGGGUUGGCCGCUCUGGCCCCUCUAGGACGCGCUCUGUGCCCCCGCUCGGAAGGCCGAUGACACGGAUUCCGGGGCUCAGUACGGAAGCGGGCGCCGGGUGAGCACUUCGCCGGCUGCGCGCGCAGCCCGCGCUCCUGGCGCCGAGCAGCACGACGCGGCCGCCAUCGCCAGGGGGUCCCGGCCCCGGCCGUGUCCGGGAACAAUAAAGCUCUUGUUGCGAGCGCCGGCGCUGGGAGCCGGGCAAGCCCCUCCGCCGCCCGUCCCUCCCCCCUGCGCGUCGGGCCCUGCGCCCGGUGCAUGGAGAAGCAGGGCAGGAUGGACUGCCCCGCGCUGCCCCCGGGCUGGAAGAAGGAAGAGGUGAUCCGCAAGUCGGGCCUCAGCGCCGGCAAGAGCGAUGUCUACUACUUCAGUCCAAGUGGUAAGAAGUUCAGAAGCAAGCCUCAGUUGGCAAGAUACCUGGGAAACACUGUUGAUCUCAGCAGUUUUGACUUCAGAACGGGAAAGAUGAUGCCCAGUAAAUUGCAGAAGAACAAACAGAGACUAAGGAAUGAUUCUCUCAAUCAAAAUAAGGGAAAACCAGACUUAAAUACAACUUUGCCAAUCAGACAAACAGCAUCAAUUUUCAAACAACCAGUCACCAAAGUUACCAAUCAUCCUAGUAACAAAGUGAGAUCUGAUCCACAGCGAGUAACAGAGCAGCCACGACAGCUUUUCUGGGAGAAGAGGCUACAAGGUCUCAGUGCAUCUGAUGUCAGUGAACAAAUCAUAAAAUCCAUGGAGCUACCUAAAGGUCUUCAAGGAGUUGGCCCAGGUAACAAUGACGAUACCCUGUUAUCAGCUGUUGCUAGUGCUUUGCACACCAGUUCUGCACCUAUCACAGGACAGCUCUCUGCAGCUGUAGAAAAGAACCCGGCUGUUUGGCUUAAUACAUCUCAACCCCUCUGCAAAGCUUUCAUAGUCACAGAUGAUGACAUUAGAAAACAAGAAGAGCGGGUGCAACAAGUGCGUAAAAAACUGGAGGAAGCGCUAAUGGCAGACAUCUUGUCACGAGCAGCUGAUACGACAAAAGAUAUAGAUGUAGAAAUGGAUAAUGGCGAUGAAGCAUAAAAAGAAAUCAGGUACUUUUAACUGACUUGUCCCAGGAGGAAAUUCCUAAAAGCCAGAGGCACUUUCUCCUUCGGUCUUUCGUUAUAAGAAGAAAUGGACCCAUGCACAUUUAUAUAGCUUUCUAAUAGCAUUAAAACCAAUGCCUUUUUUAGACUCCUAUUUUUGAUGUAUAUAUCUUAUUUGAAAAGCAACUUUAUUUUGUGUCCUAUGACUUAAAGUCCUUUUUUAAGUAUUGAACAUUACCCUUAAUCUAAAGCUGAGCUUUUGAUGCCAGGUUGCAAACCUACUGGAAUUAUAUUGCCCCUACUAAAUAUUUGUUUUUCCUGUGGUUUUUAGUAAGGAUGGAUCAGGAGAACAGAAUGAUUUCCCAAUUAAAGGUUAUUGUGACUCAGUGUAUAUAAACAGAUUUUUAUACCUAUGGGUGAAAACACCUGUACAUUCUUCCGUCAUCACUGUAAAGAUAAAUAAAUGAUUAUAUUCCGA
Messenger RNA from Dromaius novaehollandiae (emu), 2849 nucleotides. Its product is annotated as methyl-CpG-binding domain protein 2. The coding region runs from base 1557 to 2366 and encodes 269 amino acids. NCBI's taxonomy places the organism in Eukaryota, Metazoa, Chordata, Aves, Casuariiformes, Dromaiidae. Gene Ontology annotation, molecular function: methyl-CpG binding. The record is from RefSeq and is a predicted model, not a curated record. The transcript is spliced from 7 exons. Gene Ontology annotation, cellular component: nucleus. Gene Ontology annotation, biological process: DNA methylation-dependent constitutive heterochromatin formation; negative regulation of transcription by RNA polymerase II.